Molecule: messenger RNA, 462 nt
Organism: Symbiodinium sp. CCMP2592
Lineage: Eukaryota; Dinophyceae; Suessiales; Symbiodiniaceae
Source: the annotation of a GenBank genome assembly
AUGUCACUGACUCUUCUGUCCCGCCGGUCUGUGGCGCCGCUCGUCGCGCCGCGCUUGGCUGCGGCAGCACGCCGAAGUUACCAUGAAGUCGUCCAUGACCACUUCAACAACCCGCGCAACGUGGGCAGUUUGGACAAGGAGGACAAGACCGUGGGAUCUGCUCUCGUGGGAAAGGCGUCCUGCGGAGAUGUGAUCAAGCUUCAGGUGAAAGUGGGCAAGGAUGGCGUCAUCGAGGAUGCGAAGUUCAAGACCUUCGGCUGUGGUUCGGCCAUAGCCAGCUCUUCUUAUGCGACGGAGAUGAUCAUUGGGCAGAACAUCAAUGAGGCGUCGAAGAUCACGAACGCUGAUAUCUCCUCCCACUUGAAGCUGCCACCGGUCAAGAUCCACUGCUCUGUGCUGGCGGAGGAGGCGAUCCAGGCAGCCAUUGCAGACUACAAGACCAAGCAAGCCCCUGCAGAGUGA